Molecule: messenger RNA, 2011 nt
Organism: Mizuhopecten yessoensis (Yesso scallop)
Lineage: Eukaryota; Metazoa; Mollusca; Bivalvia; Pectinida; Pectinidae
Product: neuronal acetylcholine receptor subunit alpha-10-like
Exons: 8
Coding region: 257-1414 (385 amino acids)
Biological process (GO): nervous system process; signal transduction; regulation of membrane potential
Cellular component (GO): neuron projection; membrane; synapse
Molecular function (GO): transmembrane signaling receptor activity; neurotransmitter receptor activity; extracellular ligand-gated monoatomic ion channel activity
Source: RefSeq, a predicted model, not a curated record
CGAACACAUCGUGUAAGAAGACAACACCUAACAAUGGACUCGCAAACCAAUGUCUUUAUAUGUCUGGUAGCACUGGCAGUGGUAGUUGCCGAUUCAGCAGAUUAAAUUCAGCAAGUUUGCAGACCGGAUGUAGAACCAUGUGUUCCGGAAGUGGCUGACCCAGGGUACAGAAGAGAUAGCGAAGAUACAGGAAUACAUAUCAUCGCCAUUGGUCCGGCCUGUGUGUGACGGUCCAGACACUCCUGUAAACGUCAUUAUGGACUUGGGACUACGACAACUCAUAGACCUGGAUGAACCAGUCCAACUUCUAAAAAUCAGCGUUUGGAUUCGACUUAGCUGGCACGACUGUCGACUGGUGUUGAAUGAGACUGAACACGACGACGGCCCGACGACACGUGUGGUACCGGAGAGCUCGGUAUGGACCCCAGACAUCGAAGUGUAUGACAGUGUGUCAGAUGACAUCCGACGAGAACGAGACUUCCAUGUAUCCAUAAAUUCCACCGGAAGUGUGAUCUUCAACUUCCAGGCAGUAAUCACCAGUAGAUGUACUGUGGAUGUUACGUCAUUUCCGUUCGAUGAACAGAUGUGUUCCUUGACCUUUGGUUCCUGGGCAUAUAACGAUUUAGAUAUGGAUCUUCAUUCUAAGAGAUCAACAGGCGAUUUGAACACCUUAGUUCCCAAUGUAGAAUGGACAGUUGAGAACUUUACUGCAACGCGGCAUGAGCAAACAUUUGACUGCUGUGAGCAUCCUUUCCCGUCUGUAUGUUAUAAGAUUCAUAUGAAGAGGAAACCCAAUUUUUAUGUAAUCAACCUGAUCUUGCCGUCUAUGUUUGUCAUGACCCUCACCAUAAGUGUACUCAUUGUACCGGUGGAGUCGGGAGAAAAGCUGUCGUUCGCCGUCAGUCUGUUGCUUGCAUUGGCUGUCUUUCAGCUUAUGUUAGCGGACAACUUGCCACCUUCAGCAGAGACUGUCCCUCUAAUAGCGGGAUACUUCGCCAUCUCAGAGGGACUAGUAUCGUUCGUCUGUUUAAUGACCAUAGUUGUUCUCAAUAUCCAUUACAAGGGGGAGAAGGAGUUACCAGUGUGGGUUCGGAGGUUGUUCCUGGGCUACCUUGGCAGAAUCGUCUGCGUCACUCAGACACGUGACUUGGAGAAAUCCGGGAUUUCAAACAAGGCAACAGGCACCUGCGAUAGCAAAAACAACCAUACUGCCAUAAAAAAUACCAUUGGAAACAACCAUGCCACCGUUCAACAUCGCCUCUCAGGUGAAUCUCAACACAACACAAUGGCACCACCAACCUUAACUGAAGAGUGGAAGACUGUGGCCGUAGUGGUAGAAAGAACAACAGCUAUUCUGUUUGUGUCUGCACUGGUUAUAGUUUCUGUAUAUGUCUUUGUCCGUCUUGCAGGUUGACCAUUGUCACACAAAAAACGUGAAUUUAAAUGUAUCUUUAUAUCCGAUACAGCAUAGAGCACGAGCAGUUCAUAUAUUAUAUAUUUUUUAAUUCUUCUAUUAUUUUAGUUUUAGUUAUUAUUGGAGAAAAAAAAUACUGUUCCUGCUAUACACCAAUCUCCGACAGUAAUAUUAACUGAAAUACAACCAAUUAGACAAUGUCAUGUAAUACAACUAAUUAGACAAUGUCAUGUAAUACAACUAAUUAGGCAAUGUCGUGUAAUACAACUAAUUAGACAAUGUCAUGUAAUACAACUAAUUAGACAAUGUCAUGUAAUACAACUAAUUAGACAAUGUCAUGUAAUACAACUUAUGAGACAAUGUCAUGUAAUACAACUAAUUAGACAAUGUCAUGUAAUACAACUAAUUAGGCAAUGUCAUGCAAUACAACUAAUUAGACAAUGUCAUGUAAUACAACUAAUUAGGCAAUGUCACGUAAUACAACUAUUAGACAAUGUCAUGUAAUACAACUAAUUAGGCAAUGUCAUGUAAUACAACUAAUUAGACAACGUUCUUGGACUAUUUCAUAUACAAUGUAAUAAAAAGCUAUGAAAGAAA